Molecule: messenger RNA, 1765 nt
Organism: Gryllus bimaculatus (two-spotted cricket)
Lineage: Eukaryota; Metazoa; Arthropoda; Insecta; Orthoptera; Gryllidae
Source: the annotation of a GenBank genome assembly
GUGGAGAGAGCGAAGUUACAUUACUGUCCAGGAGCGAAACAAGGGGCGAUCUCAGCAUUUGCUCAAGGGACACUGAGCAAAAACCCUGAUCGAGAUGGAGUCAUUGGCCUAGGAAUUAUACUACACUGUCCGAUAUUUUAACCAGAAAGUCCUCGGUGAAACGAAAAAUAAAUAUCAGACAGUUUUAACUGACAGAUACGUUAUCCGUGGGAUUUGUAUUCGGAACUUGUUCAGGCACCGGUGACACAGGCUGUAAAUGCUUCUGAUUUGCAAAGUGGUGCUUAUAAAGCCAUCUUUAUAAGAAACCUUCCCCGGAAUAUGCGCCCCUUCAGCCACCAUUGGUGGCGAAUCGAAAGCGGUAUGGUUCGUUUGAUCGAUUUGUAUCUCUAAACGACGUAGCCAACAUUUUGUUUGAAAGGCAUUUUUCGUGACCUCACAUCAUAGGCUUUUUAUACAAGGGCAACAAUCAUAUUUUCAAAACGACGAAACUUGAUACCUCCGCUAUUCAGAAAGCCAGUAUGCCAUCAGAUUUACAACUGGAGUACUUUUUGUCCAAUAAGAAAACUGACUGGAGUACUUCAACAGCUGUUGCCCAUCCUGUACCUUUUAAAAGUUAUUUGCGCUCUCAAGCACUGAAUCCAUUUUCCCAAAUAACCAGUAGGCCAGGGUGUGUUCCAUUGGUUCCUGUCCCACAUUCUUGGAUGUUAGAUGAUGACGUUCUGAUGAAAUUGAGACAAGAACAACAUGCUACUACUGCUAAUUCCAAAUACACAAAUAAAAGUAUUUAUCCAAGGAAUAAAAUUCAUCAUGCUUCUCCAUCGUGUGAAAAAAUUCAAUAUGUCAAAAACUUUCUGGAAUAUCCACACAGGAUGUUACUACCCAAACCAACUCCAACGUCUGGAAGUCAUUAUCAGGAAGAAUAUACUGAAAAAUUUGCUAACAGACCAAAGCCUUCAGAAUUUCAUGGGUUACUUGAUAUUAAAAAAUAUAGUUCUGCCAAAGCUUUAUAUGAACCUACAUUCAACAUUGUGCAUGGAGGUGUAGAAAUACAUCUGGAUCCAUAUGCUACAACGUCUCAGCUAACACAUCGACCUUUUUCUCAUUACGAACGAACGGGCAUAUUGUAUGACAAAGCUGUUGGUAGUUUUCAUGAUACAUAUGAGGUUGCAAAGGCACUAGGUGAUAAAAGAAAUGUUCUCUUGAAAGUGCCCAUACGUUUAUAUCCAAUUUAUGAUUCUUUGGUAUUUCAAAGUAAAGCAACAAUACGAACAUUACCCAAAACAACACAUGCGGUACCUCACAAAGGUCUACUAACCGAAACUCAAGAACAAUACAGGCUUCAUUGAUAUGCAAUAUUAUACUUUUUGGUUUUAAGUAUGUCAUUAAGAUCAUCAAAAUCUGAGAGAAAAGAAAAACUUGAAGAAAUUAGAGGAAUACCCAAAUGUUUUGCUUUAAAUGUUUCAUGUAAAUUUUGAUCUAAAAGUGUCGAAAAAGCUGGUGUUCAAUUUCUCAUUUUUAAUUAAUCUAAGAAUAGGUUACCUGAGUUAAUGAAGACUGACACAUUUCAGUACCAACUUUUUUGUAAAUUGAACUCCAUGAAGAAACAAUUUGUAAAAUUUAUGUACAACUUAUUUUAAAUAUUAUUAUUAAAGUAUAUUCAUAUUAAUUUAUCAGUGUAAUUAUAAGCAACUACAAAUACUUAACAUUUAAAAUGAUUAUAUUCGUAUAUUUUGAAAUAAAAAUGCUGGAAAGUAUUGAAAUCUGA